Messenger RNA from Anastrepha obliqua, 992 nucleotides. RefSeq names its product calaxin. The transcript is spliced from 5 exons. Gene Ontology annotation, molecular function: calcium ion binding. The record is from RefSeq and is a predicted model, not a curated record. Lineage: Eukaryota; Metazoa; Arthropoda; Insecta; Diptera; Tephritidae. Bases 1 to 936 code for a protein of 311 amino acids.
AUGGCUUCAAGUGUGAACGCGACAGAUGUUGGCGUCAAUGGGAACGGUGGUGUACGGCGCACACCUACCGGUGAGCAGUCUAACGAACCGUCUAAGGGCAGGCCGACUGGCUCCGCUUCUGGUGGUAAGGAAAAGUCAACUUUUCUAACCAAUAAAUGCAUACUGAGGACCGUAACCGCAUUCCUGGCAAGCAGCAAACGCAAUUCUUACAAUGCACAGGAGCGCGCCAAACAGACGAAUAAGCGGCGUCGACAGCGCAAGAUGGACGAAUUGAGCGGUAAAAUUAAUCCAAAAAUGUUGGAGAACUUACGUAAAAAGACAAAGUUUAGCAAAGAUGAGUUGGAUGCCCUAUGUCGAAUUUAUCGAAAACUCAUAUCAAAUUGUCAAUAUGCCGCAAAAACGUUGGCUGCCGGCGGUUCGAGUGCGGCAAUAGUAAAGCCGCAUGCUGCAGUGGAGGGCGUCGAUCGCAUCGUCUUUCGUGAGUUGCUGCACAGCACCUUUGAUAUUGUAACGGAAGAAAUACUUAUGGAACGCAUAUUUUGUUGUUGGGACCGUGCACACGAGGGUCUUCCACUGCGUUUGGAUGGUUGGCUGACGGGUUUGUCGAUAUUCUUACGUGGCUCGCUAGCCGAACGCGCUAACUUUUGCUUCCGCGUUUACGACUUGAAUGGUGAUGGGUUCAUAACGAAGGAUGAAAUGUUUACGCUGCUACGCAACUGUCUUAUCAAACAGCCCCAGGACGAGGAUCCCGAUGAGGGUGUCAAGGAUUUGGUAGAGAUUGUGUUGAAGAAGUUCGAUUUGGAUAAAGAUGGCAAGGUAUCGAUCGAAGACUUUAUGGACACAGUUGAAGCAGAGCCAUUGCUACUGCAAGCCUUUGGCCAAUGCUUGCCAUCCGAAACGGCUACAGUUUCAUUCUUUUCAACGCUACAGAUUUAAAAUAAAUUAGCAAAGUAAAGUUUAAAAAGCAAAACUCGAUGUAGGAAAAAAGUUUG